UGAAGAGGAAGAUAAGUAACAUCUGACAGACAAUACAGAGGAUCUGAAGGCCGCUAUCAAAGCAACCUGGGCUUCAAUAACACCUCAGCAGUGCCACAGGCUGAUCACCUUCAUGCCACGCUGUACUGAAGCAGUAAUUCAUGAAAAACUAUUGAGUGCAUAAUUAAACCUGCUUUGGAGAUCUUGAACAUUUCUAUUUUGUAAAUCUUUUUUUGAUUGAUCUUUGAGAAAAUAUUCUAAUUUUUUUGAGAUACUGAAUUUAAAAUUUUUCUAAGCUGUAAGUCAUAACCAUCAAAACCGCAAAAGAGCGCAUGGACAGUAAUGCAUUCACGUCGUGGCCGCAUCACCACCUCAAGUGUGCCUUAUUUUUCUAAUAAUUCAAUGGCCCGUCGUCAAUUAUUCCUUACUUAUAUAAUUCAGAGAGUGUCUUAUUUGAUUAUAUAUGAAUGUGUUAUCAGUGUGUGUGUUCAGUGUGACUCACAGCAGUUUUGCAGGAAGAUCUUCAUGAUCUAUAGAUUCUCAGCUCAAUCUGCUGCAGCUAAACAGAAAACUGAACAAACUACAGACAGAAGAGUGAAGGAGCUUCACACAGUCUGCAUGAAUGAACAUCACUACAAUCUCUUACAGGACGAUGAAGAGAGACGUCAGGAGUCAGAGAAGAAGAUCAGCUGAAGACUGAAGAAAGAGACGAGGACAGAAACCAAUAUCAACAUGUCCACCACAGAUACCAGAGUGAUUGUUGCCCACAAUCCUCCUCGCAGGAGAAAACAGAGCAAAAGCCCACCUCCUGAUAUGAGUGAUCUGAGGAUUGUGGUUCUGGGUUCGAGCGUGUCAGAAAACAGUCUGGUGGGGAACUUCAUCUUAGGACGAGCAGCGUUUGACAGUGAAGCUCCUCCAGAUGUUGUAGAGAGAGUCGGAGGAAGACUGAAGGACAGACACCUGAUGAUCAUCAACAGUCCUCAGCUGCUCCAGAGGAACAUCUCAGAUCAUCAGAUCACACAGACAGUGAGAGAGUGUGUGUUUCUGUCUGAUCCAGGACCUCAUGUGAUCCUUCUGCUCCUCAAACAUGAGCCGUGUUCAGCAGAAGAUCAGGAGCGUGUGGAGAAGGUGCUGCUCUCUUUCUCUGAGCAGGUUUAUCAACACACCAUGGUGCUCACAACUCAAGAGCCCACAGAAACCAUUGGCAUCCUACAGAACAUCAUUCAGAAGUGUGCAGACAGACACUUCAGUCUUCAGAGGAGCAGCUCUCCUGAGGAUCUGCUGCAGACGCUUGAGCACAUUGUGAAGAUGAAUGAUGGACGUUAUCUGCACUGUGCUGAAGCUUCACAGUGUUUCACCAUGAAGAAACAGAGCACAGAGAGACUUUCAGAGGCUGUGAAGCUGAAUCUGGUCGUGUGUGGGAGCGACAGGAUGUUAAAAUCCUCCGUAUCAGAGCAGAUCCUGCAGCAGACAGACAGAAGAUCAGACGUGGAGCUUCAUGAUCGUCAGAUCAGUGUAAUAGAGCUUCCAGCUCUGACUCGUCUCUCAGAGGAGGAAGUGAUGCGUCAGACUCUCCGCUGUGUGUCUCUCUGUCAUCCUGGAGUUCAUGUGUUCAUCAUCAUUAUUCCUGAGGCUCCUCUCAAUAAUGAAGACAGAGCAGAAACAGAGAAGAUCCAGAAGAUCUUCAGCUCCAGAAUCAACAAACACAUCAUGAUCCUCAUAAAGCAGAGCUCAGAGCAUCAGACAGAAGAACUCAGUGAAGAAACACAUUCUGUCAUUCAGAGGUUCGGAGGACGACAUCAGUUCUUUGGUCCCAAAACACAGGUGUCCACACUGAUGGAGAACAUCGAGCAGAUGCUGGAAGAAAACAGAGGAGAGUGUUUCUCCACAGAGACGUUUCUGGAGACGCAGAUGAAGAAACUGAUGAAAUAUGAAGAGAUGAAGAAGAAAAUUCAUUCACUAGAGACAGGUUUACUCUCACAAGGUUCGUCAGAGAGAGAAGAUGAUCUGAGGAUUGUGCUGCUGGGAAAAACUGGAGUUGGGAAAAGUGCAACUGGAAACACAAUCUUAGGAAGAGAAGCGUUUACAGCAGAAGAAUCUUUUGAAUCAGUGACUAAAGAGAGUCAGAGAGAAUCAUCUGAAAUCAGCGGUCGACGUGUCACUGUGAUCGACACUCCAGGACUGUUUGAUACUGAACUCAGUAAUGAGGAGAUCCAGAGAGAAAUCACUCACUGUGUCUCCAUGAUCCUGCCUGGACCACAUGUGUUUCUCUUACUGGUUCCACUGGGACGAUUCACUAAAGAAGAGGAAACAUCAGUGAAGAUCAUCCAAGAGACCUUCGGUGAAAACUCAUUAAUGUUCACCAUGGUGCUCUUCACCAGAGGAGACUCUCUGAAGAAGAAGACCAUCGAUCAGUGUUUGGGAAAACCUGGAUCUCCUCUGAUGAAGCUGAUCGAAGCGUGUGGAAACAGAUAUCAUGUGUUCAAUAAUAAUCAGACUGAAGACCGAACACAGGUGACUGAUCUACUGCAGAAGAUAGACGACAUGCUGAAAGAGAACGGAGCGAGUUUCUACUCGUGUAAGAUGUUCAGAGAGAUGGAGAGAGAGAAACAAGAACUACAGAUCAAGAUCCUGAUGGACAGAGUCAGAGAAAGAGAGGAAGAGAUGAAGAAACAUGAACAAGAGAAAGAGAGAGAAAUGAAAGAGGAGAUGAAGAGAGAACGAGAGGAAUGGGAGAAACAGAAACUAGAGGAAAAGAGAAGAAGAGAAGAAGAGGAUGAAAAAAGAAGAGACAAAGACAAACAACUCGAGGAUUCAGAGAAGAGACUGAAAGAAGAAAGAAAGAUGAGAGAAGAUCAACAGAAGAGUCUUGAAGAGAAACUGAGACUCAGUGAAGAACAGCAUGAAGAAGAACUGAAGAGAAGACGAGUGCAGUGCAGAGAGGAAUAUGAGAGAGAGAGAGAGGAGAUGAAGAAGAUCCGCUCUCAAACUGAUCCUUCACUGCAGGUCACAGCCUACAGGAAACUGGAGACAGAAUACAGGAAGUGGUCCUGGAGUCUCCGCUGUGCCAUGAUGGAAACUGAGAACAAACUACACAACAGAAUAGAAAAUGAAACAAUUCAUGAGGUUGAAGAAACUGAUCUUCAAAGAGAACUGAAGAAGACAAGUGAAGAAGUGAAAAAAUCAAUGUCUGAAUUCUUUGAGAAAGACAGAGAUAAAUAUAUACUGAUUCAGUGGAAAACAUCAUUUGAAAUCAAAAUCAGAGAGCUUCAGGAAAACAUUGUGAGAGAAACAAAGAGGAAAUUAAAUGAGAUUGUUCAGCAGCGAGACCUGAAGAAAAAGAUUGAUGAUCAGAGAACACGUCAUGAAAACACUCUCUAUGAAAAGAGCAGAGAACUCGCCUUAAAACUCAGAGACAGAACAAAUGAAGAAACACUGAAGAAAGAGUUUGAUUUGUUCUGGGAACAAAAUGUGAAUAUGAUUAUCAGAGACACUCCUUCAAUCAGAGACAUUGAUAUAAUGAGAGACGUGAGAGAGAUACUCAGUGACAUCUAUGAAAGUGUUCCUGCUGAUCACCGGAGGAAGAGCAGGGAUAUUUUCACUGUGAAGAGUUAUUCAGAUUAUGUGAGGUAUAAGAGAUCCAGUGGAAUUACAAAAUCUGGUUUACCUGGGUUUUUAAGACUUUUUGGUUUCUUUCUAUCUGGAGAGGAUGAAGCCCAAAUAAGAUCAUUCGUCACAGAUGUUGUUCAGCAGACAGACAGAAUGAUUCAGUCAUUUAACAUUUCAGAGAUUGGCUACAACAUUAUCUGUAUUCAACAAAUCACAGAUUACAUCAGAGCAAGAGUGACACAACAUGAGGAAGAACAAGAGAAUUAUGUGUUCAAGAAUGAAUUCUUCAUACACUUAGUUCUGUCCAUCUGUAAGAGAGCAAACAAGAUGAUCACUGACCAACACAGACUGUUCAGAGAAACCAAUGAUCCUGUUCUCUAUUUGAAGAAGAAGAGAGAAGAGUAUUAUAGUAUUUUCGAAAUACUGUCAUGGAGCUGCAUCAGCUGCUAUGUUUGGAGAGAUCAUCUGUCAGAAACUGAAAGAGCCGAUUGAGCAGAGCAUCUACAAGAAGACUGCCAGAGAUUUAGCAGAUGAAAUGAGAACAAACUGUGAAUCGCUGAGAGGAAACAGAUCAAAUCUGGAGAAACACAUCCGGGAGACACUGGCAGAAGAGGAGGAUUUGAACAAAUACAUGAACUACAUUCAUAAUCCCAGAGAUCACUUCAAGAGUUUCAUCAGAGAUGAAGUCAGUCGGUACAUCACUGAUCAGUUCAGUGACCGUGUUUUACACACGAUGAAGGAGAACAUUGAACUCCUGGAGCAGAAGAUCAUGAGAGCAGCUCAUCAAUCUACUGAACAUGUUCAAGAGCACAGAGGAGAUGAAUCUACUGAACGUGUUCAAGAGAACAGAGGAGAUGAAUCUACUGAACGUGUUCAAGAGAACAGAGGAGAUGCUGGUUUGUGGUUGAAGAGUUUCACUCAGCAGAUCUCAGAUGAUCUGAUCUUCUCUGAGAAACACCUCAGUGGAGUCAAACAUGAUGAUGUUGAUGAUUUUAAUCUCCUAGAAGAUGUGAUGAGAAGAGAACUUACUGCUAUAAUGACUGACAUCAGCAGCAGAUUCAACACAAAUACAUUUCCAGUGAAACUGGACUAUAAGUUCAGACCAGAUGAGCUUCUGAUAGAUGACUUCUGUCAGUGCUGUUGGGUUCAGUGUCCGUUCUGUAAAGCUGUCUGCACAAACACCACAGAAAACCAUCCUGGAGAUCACAGUGCUCCUCUCCACAGAGUGAGAGGAAUUAAUGGCACAUGUUAUAAUUCAACACAGAACCUCUGUACUGAUAUUUGUACAAAUAUGGAGGCAAAUAAUUUUAAUGUUAAUACACCAGAUGGAAGAUGUGUUUGGAAGAAAAUCAAAAUAGCAGGGGCUCAAAAUGCCAUCUGGAGCUUCACUCCUGGCCUCUCUAAUCUAACCUACUGGAAGUGGUUUGUGUGCAGAUUCAAGAGUGAUCUGGAAACAUACUACAAUAAAACAUUUCAGGGCAGUGGAAUGAUACCAGAUGGAUGGAAACAAUACACAAAAACAGAUGCUAUUAAGAGUUUGGAUGAAUACAUCUAAUGUAGAAGAUAAAUUAAGACUCAGAUUCAGUAUCUCCUCUCAGAAUCUUCUCAAGAUGGCUGUGUUGAGUGUGGCUCUCCAUCUGCUGCUCUUUCUCAUUUUUAAAUUUUAUGAUUCUGUGCCUGUCCCUACUAAUUACAGACUGUUAUAUGUCACUGGUUUAUGACCGCCAAACACUGUUCAAUAUUUGCAUGUCUAUCGACUCCGCCAAGAGAGACAUUGGUGUGCCUCAUUGAUUUCCUCUACCUGCCCACACCCCCUGCUCUCCUGUGCUGCAUCCCGCUGAUCUUCCCUGGAGGCGACGGCAUCAGAGGAACCACAGCAAGCGGCAUGGAGCUGCUGUUUGGCUGUGGCAUGUGUUUUGGACCCAUGCUGGCCUAUGAACAGCGCAUCCUUUGGUGUCCUCUGAGUGCAUCUUAUUGGCUUCGACCUGUUGUCCCACACUCUUCGUCUGUGCCUUCACACAGUUUCCCCCCCCGCAUUUGUCACCGUGCAGUGAAUCUCUUCAACCUCUGACUGCUAAACCGAACAACAAAGCCUGAGGAAGCUACAUAGCUACUUAAACAAGUACAUGGCCUGUUUUUUUUUAAAAUAUUUAUCAAAUCAGAAAUCAUACUUGUAAUUAUAGGACCAGAUCUUCUUCUAAAUUAUGUUUAAUUGUGCCUAGAGCAUAUUCUGAGUUUGACACAACUGCCUUUUCCUCUUCUGCUCCUAGCUUAUGGAAUGUCUAGUCUUAGAAAUCUGUCAUACGUGAAGGAAAUGUGCAUGUUUUGUGUAGAUUUAUAUCUCAAUGUAAACAAACUUUAUCUAACAUAUCUUACAAACAUUAUCUAACCAAAAUAAUGAGAAUUACAUAAAAUAAAGUACUUUAUAAAAGGA
Messenger RNA from Cyprinus carpio (common carp), 6022 nucleotides. Its product is annotated as scaffold attachment factor B1-like. The coding region runs from base 712 to 4080 and encodes 1122 amino acids. Gene Ontology annotation, molecular function: GTP binding. NCBI's taxonomy places the organism in Eukaryota, Metazoa, Chordata, Actinopteri, Cypriniformes, Cyprinidae. The transcript has 6 exons. The record is from RefSeq and is a predicted model, not a curated record.